This is a messenger RNA of Symbiodinium natans, 810 nucleotides long. Lineage: Eukaryota; Dinophyceae; Suessiales; Symbiodiniaceae. The record is from the annotation of a GenBank genome assembly.
AUGUGCAGACACAGCAGCAUGAGGGCAGACAGUGAUGAUGAUAGAGCCAUUCAGCUUCAAGUCGCGCCCCUUGUAGAUCCACGCUUCAGGUGUCCUGACCUGCUUCUCAGGACUAUGGUGGCCCUGGUGAUGGAACCUGCAGACUCCACGUACUCCUUGUUGCCGAAUUUUGAAGCAGCCACGCGCAAGUUGAACUCUGGACUGCCGCGUGAUGUGACUAAAGAGAAGAUCUUGUCUGCCUGCAAAGACGUGGUCGACCGGCAUGGCCUCGCUGACACCGUUGGUAUUGACUUGAAGCACACUCACUUUGGGAUGCCAGCUGGCCAAGUCCUUGCUGAAGUACAAGACCCCUGGAGAAAAGAAUCAAGGAUGUGGCCCCAAGCCUUCACUGAGUCUCUCACUCCCUUUGCCUUCGCAUUGAUUGACGGCAAGUGGCAGCCCUACGAGUUUGUUGCAGAUUGUGAAGAGGCAAAGCUCGGACUUGUGGAGGUGCAGCAGAAGCCUGACUUUUUGAAGGAGCUGGCGACGCUCUUGCAGCACUUUGGCGUUCAAGACAUUCUUGGCUUUCAUGUGCUGCACCGCACGUUCCUUGAAGACGCUGGAGUGGGCGGCACCAUGGAGACACCGGGGGAGAAGCCUGAAGAGUUGCUCUUGCGGCCGAACUCGCCUGAGCUGCAACAUGACCUCGCGAAGCUAAUGGGGCAAAGUGCGCAGGUGAUGUGGAUGUGGGGACGCCGCGGACAUCUCAAGCAUGGCUGUGGAGUCUGUGUGUGCUUCCACUGCGGCAGCCAUUGCAAGGGCCACAAGUGA